Molecule: messenger RNA, 3122 nt
Organism: Cololabis saira (Pacific saury)
Lineage: Eukaryota; Metazoa; Chordata; Actinopteri; Beloniformes; Belonidae
Product: cAMP-specific 3',5'-cyclic phosphodiesterase 4B-like
Exons: 10
Coding region: 369-1925 (518 amino acids)
Biological process (GO): signal transduction
Cellular component (GO): perinuclear region of cytoplasm; cytosol; nucleus
Molecular function (GO): 3',5'-cyclic-AMP phosphodiesterase activity; transmembrane transporter binding
Source: RefSeq, a predicted model, not a curated record
GUAGCUUGCCUUUCCUCCAUCUGGGUCUGGAAAAGGCUGGUCCAGCUCUGGGAUCGGGGUCCGGAGGAGGCAGGGGUUUAGAGAGACGGACAGGGAGAGGACUCAGAGGAGAGGGAGAGGAAACAUCCACCGUAUCCAGGGGGAUUCCAUCACUCUGCUGGGCGGCGUGUGAUCGUUGAAGGCGAUGGACGGGGCUGGGAGGAGGCGUUCCCGGCUGGGGAUGUAGGGCUCCUCCACAGCCCUUCUCUCCCGUGUGCGUGCACGGCGGCGGGCCGUUGGGAAGGCUGUGCUCAGCCUUGGGGAUCCACUCAGAGAGGAGCGCUCGCUGCUUCUGCUGGGGAGCACCAGGGGCUCAGACCAGCGGCACCAUGCCGGAGGCCAACUACCUGUUCUCCGUGUCCUGGGGAUACAUCAAGUUCAAGAGGAUGCUGAACCGGGAGCUGAGCCACCUGUCUGAGAUGAGCCGCUCAGGCAACCAAGUGUCCGAGUACAUCUCCAACACCUUCCUGGACAAGCAGAAUGAGUUGGAGCUGCCCUGCCCGGUGCAGAAGUCGAGGGAGAGGAAACGGAGGCAGGGCCAGACGCAGCCGCCGCCGCAGACGCAGCAGCAGCAGCAGCAGCCGCAGGUCGGCAUGAUGACGCAGAUCAGCGGCGUGAGGAAGCUCAGCCACACGUCCAGCAUCUCUGCCGGCAGCGGAAAUCGCUUCGGGGUGAAGACGGACCAGGAGGAGCUGCUCUCCAAGGACCUGGAGGACAUCAACAAAUGGGGACUGAACAUUUUCAGAGUGGCUGAACAUUCGCACAACCGACCGCUCACGUGCAUCAUGUACUCCAUCUUCCAGGAGCGAGACCUCAUGAGGACGUUCAAGAUUCCCACGGACACCUUUGUGACGUUCAUGCUGACCCUGGAGAGCCACUACCACUCGGACGUGGCCUACCACAACAGCCUGCACGCCGCCGACGUGGCCCAGUCCACGCACAUCCUGCUGUCCACGCCCGCCCUGGACGCGGUCUUCACCGAUCUGGAGAUCUUGGCAGCCAUUUUCGCAGCAGCCAUCCACGACGUCGACCACCCCGGGGUGUCCAACCAGUUUCUCAUCAACACCAACUCGGAGCUGGCUCUGAUGUACAACGACGAGUCCGUGCUGGAGAACCACCACCUGGCCGUGGGCUUCAAGCUGCUGCAGGAAGACAACUGUGACAUUUUCCAAAACCUGACCAAGAAACAGCGGCAGACGCUCCGGAGGAUGGUCAUAGACAUGGUCCUGGCGACGGACAUGUCUAAACACAUGAGUCUCCUGGCUAACCUGAAAACCAUGGUGGAAACCAAGAAGGUGACCAGCUCUGGCGUGCUGCUGCUGGACAACUACACGGACCGGAUGCAGGUGCUGCGGAACAUGGUGCACUGUGCAGACCUGAGCAACCCCACCAAGCCCCUGGACCUGUACCGCCAGUGGACCGACCGGAUCAUGGACGAGUUCUUCCACCAGGGGGACCGAGAGCGGGAGAGGGGCAUGGAGAUCAGCCCCAUGUGUGACAAAAACACCGCCUCGGUGGAGAGAACUCAGGUGGGCUUCAUCGACUACAUCGUGCACCCUCUGUGGGAGACGUGGGCCGACCUGGUCCACCCCGACGCCCAGGACAUCCUGGACACGCUGGAGUUCAACAGGAACUGGUACCAGAGCAUGAUCCCCCAGAGCCCGUCUCCCCCCUUCUACAGCGACGGGGAGGGAGAGGGAGGCCCGCACGCCGACAGCGAGGGCGAGCCCGGAGAGACCAAGUUCAACUUCAACCUGACCGUGGACCCCGACGACAGACAGAGCGGACUCAUAGAAAGCAGAGUGAUGGACACGGCUCUCCGACGUGACUCCGGUCAGGACAGAGUAGACGUGCAGACGCACGACGUCUCCCCGGCGGAGACAUAGCUGACCCGGUGGCGUCCUCGGAGAGCGGAAACCUCUCACGGAAUUGAUUUUAUUUGCAGUGGAGCAAUCCUGCAAACCCUGGCUCUGCGGAGCCGCCUGGAUGAAAGGGUCUGACUGAAUGUGGGGCACCCCUGCGGCUGAGGCCUGGAAACCCUGUGGCAGUUUGUUUAGCGCGCCCCUCGGAGGAGCUGGAAGAGCGAGUGCUCUGUUCUCGGAGGAAGGGACUGCAGAGGCGCGGCUGAAUCUGGGCCGUCGCACACCCACAGUCUGAAAUCAGCGGUACGAAUCCAUGAACUGAGAGAAAUCCACCUUCCAAACUUGCACUUCAGGACAAUUUUGUCUUCACGUGGAACAUUUGUAAUGUCUUGAGACUGGAGAGCACAUGGAGUCCAACCAAAACUACAGGUCUGCAAGUUACUCGGAACCAAGUAGUUUUUUUGUGUUUUUUUUUUUAAAAACACUUGUAUAAAAAUAACUGGUGUGCCUUUUUCCUUUUUUUUAUGUGUUUUUAUAAUUUAUUGAACACAUUCAUGAAGCUGUAAAAUGUUUCUGAUUUUCUACAAAGCGACAUAGCUGUGUGUCACAGUCUUCCUGAUGUCCUGGCAAUAGUAUCAGCUCUCUCACUGACAUGUGUCAAGAAUCGCUCCACUUCCCAGCACGACUUGCACUUUGUGGAACACUGUAAAGAAAUGAGGAGUAGCACGGAGAGCAGCUGCAGGCCUCAUAAACCAAAUCAUCGCAACCAGUUAUUCCACAUAUAGAGGGAAUGCACGUGACGUCACAGCGGGUUACGCCCACUGAGUGUCAGAAAGACUGAGUGGCAGCGUAAACUUUCAGUUGGAGCACUUAAAAAACAUCUAAAAUGGGAAAGAGCUGUUGUGCGAUCGACUGUUCUCAUAGAUUUAGCAAGAAAUCUGAGUUAUCGUUUUACAGACUGCCGAAAAGUAAGCUUAAGAGAGACAAAUGGAUCACUGAAAUUCACAGAAACAACUGGAUUCCAGGCACCUAAACGUGGAUUUGCGUUCCCAUUUUGUAACAUUUUGUAAUGUUGGAUUUUUGGGUAGCUACACUGCAAAAACUCAAAAUCUUAACAAGAAUAUUUGUAUUUUUUCUAGUUAAAAUGUCUCAUUUUUAGUCAAAAGAAAUCUCAUUACACUUAAAACAAGACUCAUCACUGGAAAAAAACAACAAUUCUCA